AUAAAAUGGUUGGUUAUUGUUUAGGUUUCGUUCCUUUUAAUCUGCAACUCCAUGCAGUGGCUGCAAUAAACUAGAAUCUGGGCUUGCAAAUAAAUCAUUGGGAUAAUGAUUAAACAGGACAAAAUGACACCAGUUUCAUCUAAAAAGAAAGAAAGGGGCAAAGCAGAUAGAGCGGUUGAAGAUUUCUCAACUCCUACCAAAACCGGCUAUAUAGAUAUCCUUCAAGAAAUUUAUGGAGACAAAUGGCUCACUCCUAAUAUACUUAAAAAUGAUAUUAUCAGACAAGAAAUAAAAAGCUCAAAAAAGAAACUUGAUUUGAAAUCUAUAGAAAGUGAUGUGAAGGAUAAUUCUUCUGAUGAUUUAUUUAAAAAUGAUCAUUUGUUAGAAUGCUCUGGUUCAGAUGAUAGUUUAAUUGCAAAUACAAAGAAGAAAUAUGACAAUAAUAUUUAUGUGAGUGAUAGUGGUUCAGAAGCUUCAAGUCUUGAUGAAUCUCCUACAAAUUUGGAAAACAUUUAUGGAACAAAUAAAUCUACAAUGAAACAAAUUAACACUGUUGAGAAAGUUACAAGUAGUGGUAGCUCAAGCGAAGAUUCUUCACAAAAUAGUAGAAAACUGAAAAAGAAACAGAAGUCAUUAGAUUCCUUUAUAGUGGUCUCUUCAGAAUCAUCCACAGAUACUGAUGAUGCAAAUACUCCUGCCUAUUACAAUCGAUUGAAUUCAUUGAUUCAAAAAUCUGUCCCGAAAGAAAAAUCAGGUUUUUCAAGCAAUGUAUUACGAAAUAAUUUUCGUAAGAAUGUUGUUAAAUAUUUUGACAGCUCAUCUAGUGCUGAUGAUGAAGAUGAUGAUGGUGAUAGAUUGGUAAAUGCAACUAUUUGUGCUGUGGAUGAUGAUGAGGAAAUUGAUUCUUUAUCUGAAAAUAUCAUUGAUAUAAAACUUUCUGAUAAUUACAAUUAUAAAAAGUACAAAGCCCAAAAGAAAAAUAGAGAAGAACUUACAUUCUUGGAAAGUCUAUCAGAAAAUGUUGAUAUAACUUUAUGCCAUAAAGAUGCAAUACCUUAUUUAAAGAAUUUCAAGAGAACUCGAGAAAAGCUCUCUCGAACAUUAUUUAAUUUAUACAAUGAACAGGUUUUUGAUAAUAAACUUUCUAGCAAUAUGGAUCUUAUUUGGUGCAAUUCUUUGAGGACAACAGGAGGUUUAUGUCAAUCAAAACGAAUAUACCAAAGUAAUGGAGUAUCUUAUGUAUGCUCAAUUAAGUUGAGCACAAAAGUUGUUGAUCGUCCUUGCAGGCUUAGGGACACCCUAAUCCAUGAGCUUUGUCAUGCUGCAAAUUUUGAAAUAGAUAAAAUUAGGGAUGCAAAACAUUCAUUAAAAUGGAAAUAUUGGACAAGGAAAGCUGAAAAAUGUUUUCCAGAAUUGCCACCAAUUAACACCACACAUAAUUAUAUUAUAGAAUAUAAUUUUGCUUAUCGAUGUUCAAAAUGCAGUAGAACCAUCUAUCGUCAUAAAAAUUCAUUUAAAGAAACUACUUGUUUUUGUGGAGGUCUUAUUAUAAGCCAGAGACGGCAAGCUGAUGGGACAUAUAAGGAUAUUGAGGAGAAGAGAACACCUUCAGAGUUUGCACGAUUUGUGAAAGAGAAUUACAAUAAAGUAAAUACACCAGAGAGAAAUCACAAAGACUGCAUGAAGGAAUUAUCUAAAUUGUAUUCUCAAAAGAAGCUCUCAUUUUAAUAUGAAAAUAAUUUAUAGGUGUAUUGUAAAUAGUAUUUUGUAAGUCUGUGACUAAUUCAAUCAGCAUUGAAUUUUAAUAAUUA
Ctenocephalides felis (cat flea) is the source of this 1811-nucleotide messenger RNA. RefSeq lists its product as uncharacterized. The record is from RefSeq and is a predicted model, not a curated record. The transcript is spliced from 8 exons. Gene Ontology annotation, cellular component: nucleus. Lineage: Eukaryota; Metazoa; Arthropoda; Insecta; Siphonaptera; Pulicidae. The coding region runs from base 106 to 1728 and encodes 540 amino acids.